Messenger RNA from Peromyscus californicus insignis, 4540 nucleotides. RefSeq names its product CDAN1 interacting nuclease 1 (gene Cdin1). The transcript has 11 exons. The coding region runs from base 396 to 1121 and encodes 241 amino acids. Lineage: Eukaryota; Metazoa; Chordata; Mammalia; Rodentia; Cricetidae. Gene Ontology annotation, biological process: erythrocyte differentiation. The record is from RefSeq and is a predicted model, not a curated record. Gene Ontology annotation, cellular component: nucleus; cytoplasm.
GGCUUCAGUGAGCUUCUGUGUGCCAUCUCAGCGAGGUGACGCUGAGGACAUCUGCCCCUAAAAGACGCAAAGAGUCUUUCGCGCGCAGCCGCCACUUCCUGAUUGCUCUGCCCUUACCUAAGAUGGCGGCCAGUUGCCUUCGGCCCGGCUUACUGCGGCUGCUCAGUACACUGCCGGCGCAAACAGGUCUACAGCCCUCCUGAACCGCGGAGGUGAAUCCUGGGACGCAGCGUGUCUCCGCCCCGCGGUGCAGCUAGGGGGUGUGCUUUGGGGGCAUAGGGGCUAGCUAAGGAGGAGCAGGACCCAGGGUCGUGCUGCGAUCUGCCUUUCCCUCGCUUCCUGGCACCAAGGCUGCACGAGCCCAAGGGUGAUUUCUUUUCCCCCUUGGGCCCAAUAUGAUACUAACCAAAGCCCAGUACGAGGAGAUAGCCCAGUGCCUAGUGUCUGUACCGCCCACCAGGCAGAGCUUGAGGAAGCUGAAGCAGAGGUUCCCCAGUCAAUCGCAGGCCACUCUGCUGAGCAUCUUCUCCCAGGAGUACCAGAAACAUAUUAAAAGAACACACGCCAAACAUCACACUCCAGAAGCGAUUGAAAAUUAUUACCAGAGGUACCUGAACGGCGUGGGGAAAAACGGAGCAGCCCCUGUGCUCCUGGAGCUAGCCAAUGAGGUGGACUAUGCACCCUCAUUAAUGGCUCGGAUUAUCCUGGAGAGAUUUCUACAGGGGCAUGAACAGACUCCACCCUCCAAGUCUGUUAUAAAUAAUAUGCUACGGGACCCUUCUCAGAUUCCAGAUGGAGUUCUAGCCAACCAGGUCUAUCAGUGCAUUGUGAACGACUGCUGUUAUGGACCGCUGGUGGACUGCAUCAAGCAUGCUAUUGGCUAUGAGCAUGAAGUCCUGCUGAGAGACUUACUUCUGAAGAAAAACCUGUCCUUCCUAGAUGAAGAUCAACUCCGUGCAAAGGGCUAUGACAAAACACCAGACUUCAUUUUACAGGUGCCAGUUGCUGUGGAAGGGCACAUAAUUCACUGGAUUGAAAGCAAAGCCUCAUUUGGUGAUGAAUGUAGCCACCACGCCUACCUGCAUGGCCAGUUCUGGAGCUACUGGAAUAGGCCUUGCUGAUCAAAUUGUGGAUGUAACAGCUUCACAGACUGAACUUUCAGUCUCUUGAGAUCUUCAGCAUCUUUCCUCAGAGUAGAAAUACAACUGUGCCUUGCUCUGCGACCUCAUGAAUGGGCUCUCACAGGGGAUAGCACUGCUUUCAGCCUUUCCCAACCCUGACUUCUAAGGCUUGCUACUGUUCAAAAGGCUAGCUAGAAAUGUUUUUGUGUUCACUUGAAAGGUAAGGGAGGAGUGCCAGUGUGGGGGCAUAAUGUGCCAUUAAGGUUGAGGGGACAGAUUUAAGCUAACAGGGAAAAGUCCCAGACCUAUUUUCCUGUGAAAGUUUGCUAGCAAAGUCCUUGGGCAAAUUUUAACCCACCUCACUCCCCUGUGUGUGCCACCGGGUUCAAAAGCAGGCUAGACUAACAGAGCAGCUAGGCAGAGGUGCCCUGCAUUACUGUUCUGUCUGCCCUUCAACUGUUCAACCAACAUUUGGCCUUGCUCCACCAAGUUCCAGUACUGAUGGAGACAGGGUUCCUCCUUCAUAGAGCACACUGCCUAGUGAGAUAUAGAAACGUGAAACACUGGUAAACAUAUAACAGUAACCUCUUCUGAACUCGACAUUAAUAGAGCAGUCACCUUCUCAUUUUGUGUCUGAAUCCCAUAGAAUCACAAAUCCUGUAACUCCAAGGAAAGUCCAUACAUCCACAUUGGUUUUAUUUUACCAUAUAUCUACAUUUAAUAUUUUCAAUGAAAGCUAUACAGUCAUUGUUAUUGGAAGGCUUUAGACACAUUAGGAGUUUAAACUUUUUCAUAUUUAAUAUACAGUGAAUAUCUAGACUCACCCAAUUGUCCUAACUAACUGGUCAUAUUUGUUUCUUAUAAUCAAAAUGCAUUAUAUGCUUGUAUGAAAUGCUCAAGGAAUUAAUAAAAAUAUUUUUAAAGCAAUAAUGGAUCUAUUUUUGCAAUACUUUUUAUAAUGGACAGAGAACGUGAAGUUUCUCUGCCUUUGGUAUUAAUUUUAUGCUAUUUAGUUUCACUGGUUGGACAAGGGCUGCAGCCAAGCCAACCACACUUGAAACAAAGGUCUUUUGCAAGCACAAGACACUCACCAGUUACUUCUGAUAUCAGCCUGCCUUGGCCUCAGCCCAGCCUGUUAGUUCAAACCCUAAAAAUAAACACCUAUUACUUAGCUAAUGGCAACAUGAGUGGACCAGUCCUCUGACUGAAGGACCUAGGCUAACAUCAGUCAGUGGCUCCUCCGGUCACCGAGGAUGAGAUGGGAAGCAGUCGGGAAUGUCUCUGCAAAAAAAAAAAUCUCAACCUUAACAAACUGUUUAAAGUAAGUCCUUUACGGCUCUCCACAUUGAUGGUUGGCUUUUCACUUGGCGAAAUCCAAGCGCUACCUGAACCUGCUGCUUUGUGGGCUCCAUCCUGGAGGCAGCUGGUGAGGCAAAGCUGCAGGGUCCUUCAGUGUCCAGGGCCAGCUCCGCCUUGUCUGACUUUUAAUCAAAAAAACAAUCAGAAGGGAACUCAGGCCUGGAAGUCCUUAUCAUCAUAAAAUCCAGCUAAUGACUCCUUGUGAAGUUCAAUAAAGUUGCCAUGUAACUCACUAAAGGAAACUGUUCGUCGUUCACCUUGUGCCCACUGAACUUCUCAAGGCAUACAAAUCAGAGGAACCCUGUGGAGCCUCAGGAAACUGUUUAUAUAUACAUACUUUGUCUCAACCACUCAGGAAAAUUGAGCCUGCAGUAUAGUUUCCAGGGUUUUUUUGAAUGGCAGUCUCUUUUUUUCUGUAUGUGGUGGGAGUAGGGAGGAGAUAGUUUGUUUUAGUGUAUACAUUUCUUUAAUGUGUUUACCCCCAAAUAAGUGAGCUGCAGUAGAUACUUUGGCCCCACACAAAGUAAAUAUUUAACUCAGGGAUUCCACACAGAAAUGAGCCUGGAGUAUUUGGGUUUCGAGCAGGAGGACUGCCCUUGGGCAGAAAGGGCUGCCAGCGGUCCUCGGUCAUUGAUGGGCUCCUUGGCCCUCAGCCACCUUCCUCUGUGGUGUCAGGCCCCGUCCUCAUCAUCCCCGCCCCCGCACACCUGUCCAGCUGUGUUUUCUCAAGGCUCCCCAUCUUGCUCUAGUGUUAAUCUUGUGUGCUCAUCCACAUCUGCAUCUCUGUGCCUUUGCAGUGUCUUCCCUUCUUAUCCCCCCUCACCCCUGCCCUCAGGACUUUCUCUGAAGACCACCCCACCCUACCCCACCUCACCCCCUCUCGGCUCUCCCGGGCCUUUCCAGAUAAAGUGAAGAUUCUUUCUUCUGGCCACAGAAUAGAUGUUUUUAAAUCUAUCUCCCUUUAUCAUAGUUUCUGAACCUGCCCACACUGCUGGGAGCCCCCGGGAAGGCAGGGUCUAUCCUUAUGUUUCAGUUCCACCUGGCAGCUUCCUUGGGAAGGCGGAAGACCACACUCUCCCGGUUUACAGAUGAGGAGAUGGGAGCUAGCCAUUGUCUGCAGGUGGGAGGUGGAGUUGGUUCAUCUAGGCAUGCCCAUUGCUUCUGUGCGAUCCUUUCUGGUCUCUGUGUGUGAUUUUUGAGCACGUCACCCCUGACAGCCUCAGCUUCCUCCGCUGUCACAUCAGAAGAAUGCAAUCCAGACCAGCUGUGGCACUGUACAGCUGUGGAAAUAGAGUGAGAGUGACGAAGCACUGUGCCAUCAGCAGCCAAUCAGUGGAGCCAGGGUCACCAGCCCUCAUCCUGUCCUUUGAAUGCAGGCAAGCAGGGUUCGGUACUCACUCUGGGUCCUACAACAGUUACUCUGAAAAAGAGAAGUGGGGUUCUAUCUCUGUAUUUCUUUCCUGCAUUUCUCUGACAGAACAAAUUCAUUAGCCUCAAGGAAAAAGGAAGCUUUAGACGUCAGUUCUGGCCACUGAGUUCCCUAAGACCUCACUGUGUCACACCCUCCACCCCAAGGCCAUCUUCAGUGUCCCAAAAGUUUCCUGUGUUCUGUCAGGGACAGGGCUAAUCCCAAACUUCAACUAUUACUGUUUCUCCAAUUAUCUGGAGAUUUUAUUGUUAUUUUUAAUCUCCCUUCUAGAGACCCUAAAUAAUACUUUUUAAAUGCGUCCUUAGACUGCAACACUUGGGAGAGCAGGCCCUGCACCUUGCCUGGGCAGCACAGUAGAGCUCACCCUGUUGUCAGAGGUGUGGGUGAGCCAGCCCCAGUGUUGCAAGCAGGGAAGAGAUGCUCCCACCAUCAAUACCUGAGGCAGGUGGAGGAGCUGGCCCUGAGGUCAUAAGAACAGAAGAGGUAGCUAAGUAGUGGUGGCACAUGCCUUUAAUCCCAGCACUCAGGAGGCAGAGGCAGGUGGAUCUCUGUGAGUUCAAGGCCAGCUUGGUCUACAGAGCAAGUUCCAGGACAGGCUCUAAAGCUACACAGAGAAACCUUGUCUCAAAAA